Messenger RNA from Perkinsus marinus ATCC 50983, 1194 nucleotides. RefSeq lists its product as hypothetical. NCBI's taxonomy places the organism in Eukaryota, Perkinsozoa, Perkinsida, Perkinsidae. The transcript has 7 exons. Bases 1 to 1194 code for a protein of 397 amino acids. The record is from RefSeq and is a predicted model, not a curated record.
AUGCAGACCCUAAGCAGAUGCUUAUCCAUGGCUCUUCUCAUCGGGCAGACCGGAUCCUUCUGGCUCCCAGAGUUCAAGCGUGGACUUACCACUCCUUGGAAGCAAGCUAUACCAGAGGACCAUUCUGGUUCGCAUGUCAAAUGCGGAAUCUCCAUCUCUCGCAUCAGUCCUCCUGCCAUAAUCAUCACGAAGAUAGGGGAAGGACACUGGGAGUUAUCUGGACCCUGUCAGCAGCAGCUGAAGCGACUGAUGAACAAGGGUGGCCCUCAGAAACAGACAAACAAUCGUCGUAUGCAAAUAAUGAGUGCUCGUGAUGCCACUUGCCGGGAAGUUCUGGAGAGUUUUCCUAUUCCGGAUACCGCAAGUGCAGAGGAAGCUGUCGAGAUUGUAUGCGGGAAUGGCAGCAAACCUCCAUCCAUGAUCAACCCAAAAUUCGACUACCACCACAGUUUGAGGAGAAAGAUUGGUUCUGCCGUCAACAACCCCAAGCACAAUGUCGAGAGUGAACCCACUUCGAGUUACCGACAAGGCAUGCUCCACAAGAUGAGGAAAACUGGUUCCAGUGAAUGGGAGAACUCAGUCGUAUCGCUUGCUCCUAACCUUUGUGGUUUGUCUGACGGCAAGGCUUCGGAGCUCGCAGCUGCGAUCUACCGCCUCCCGACUGGUGGGUGGACUUUUGCCUUCCGAUGUGGAGCUUCCCAUAACGAGACCGCCAGAGUUUACUACUUCUCUGCUCCGGACAACAGUAAUGUAGAGUGCGUUACUAUGUUGAGGAGACAGAGUGGAGAGUUUCCUGUUGCGAAGAUGACUUCUCUAAUGUGCGCCAGAAGGCACCAGAUUCCACCUAGGUUCGUCUUGGAGGAACCCCCAACCCCGCUCGUGAAUGCAAUGUCUACCGAUAAGUCUGAGAAAUCCGGCGACGAGGCCCAAGCAGCAGCUGAUGAAAGCGAACAAGAGCCAACGACUGAAGAGGAGCUUGGAGAGAAGAGCGAAAAUAAUUCUACCACAGUGGACAUGGAAUCGAACGGAUCCGGCUGGAGCAACUCGGAGGACUCGAUCGUAUCCUUCGCCCCCAAUCUCUGCGGGCUGUCGGAUGGCAAGUCCUCGCGACCUGUCGUCGCCAUAUACCACUCUCCUGAAGGCUCUUGGGUUGUGGCAUUCCGUUGUGAUGAUGCACAAGGAAAGUCCGAGUGA